AUACAUUAACUCAUUCGGAACAAUGCAGCGAAUUUUUGGGUAUGUCAGCAAAUUUAUUAACAUCAAAAAAUCGCCAAGGUCAUCGCAACUUAAGGCUGAAGACAUUCAUCAGGGAACUCAACUUCUUAUUCGCAUAGUACAAAGAGUGCAAUUGUGGCCGGAGUACACUGUAUUGCAAGCCAAUAAAUGCGUCCCUAAUUCGAGCAGCAUUGCCUCGUUAUCGCCAUUCCUUGAUGACUUCGGAAUUAUUAGAGUCGGUGGACGAUUAAAAAAUUCGAUGCUUAGCUUUUCAUCGCGCCAUCCAUGCAUUCUACCGAAGGAUCAUCCACUGACGUACGCAAUAAUCACCUAUUUUCAUCGUAAGCAUCACCAUGCAGGUCCUCAAGCUUUACUCGCCUUUAUUCGUAUGCAGUUUUGGCCAAUAGGUGGCAGGAAAACAACAGCUCGCGUUCUACAAAAAUGCAUUAUCUGCCUCAAAUCAAGACCGAGACUCGUCGAGCACAUAAUGGCUGAUCUGCCCAAGGAACGCAUUCAGGCUUGGCGGCCCUUCAUAGUCACCGGUGUGGAUUACUGCGGCCCGUUUUAUUACAAGCCUGAAGUGCGCAACAAAUCGCCACAAAAAUGCUAUGUUAGCGUGUUCAUAUGCUUCGCUACAAAGGCUGUUUGGAUGGAGUUGGUAAGAGACCUUUCAACGGGUGCAUUUAUUGACGCAUUAAAAAGAUUCAUAGCCACGCGUGGAAUACCAAGAUGUAUCUGGUCUGACAAUGCAACGAAUUUUGUAGGCGCUAAGAACGAGCUUAAGGAACUACGAGACUUAGUUCUCAGUGAAAAACACCGCAGCAAACUUCACAACUUUUGCCUCAGUAAUGGGUUCGAUUGGCGCUUCAUUCCCCCUCGCUCCCCGCACUUUGGCGGUUUGUGGGAAGCAGCCGUAAAGACAGCCAAGCAACAUUUCUAUCGUUCCGCUAGCUCAUCAAUUCUUGGGUUUGAUGAAUUGCGUACAUUGAAAAUCCAGAGGAUUUGGAUGUCCUAACACCAGGGCAUUUUUUGAUUGGUGGUCCUAUGACAGCUCUUCCUGAACCGGAUCUCACGGCGCUAAAUUACUCGCGACUUGAUCGAUGGCAACGUGUAACAUAUAUACAACAAGUCUUUUGGAGGCGGUGGACUCAAGAGUAUCUCACUCUUCUCCAGCAACGCGCAAAAUGGCUUACGCCUCAAGCCAAUAUUCAAGUCAAUGAUGUCGUGUGCAUAAAGGAAGAAAAUUCACCGCCCUUGAAGUGGCCUCUAGCACGAGUAAUUGAAGUUAUCCCUGGAGCAGAUGGUGUCGUACGAGUGGCACUUUUGCGAACAUCUAGUGGCAUAAAGCGUCGAGCCGUAAACAAACUGUGUGUUCUCCCGGUAAGGAAUUCUGUUGAAAGCCGUGACCUUUCAACGGGGGGGAGGAUGUUCGGAGCCGCGGAUGAUCUGCCCUAAUGCACCCGCAAAUAAACAGUAGCUUGCAAGCACAUAUGUACGUACAUACAGAGGUGGGCACAUACAUAUUUUUCUUAUCUAUCGCUAUGUUGUGCCGGUACAUAGAAAUUUAUGUAAUUAUCAUGUUUUUUAUUUCUGUUAUUCUUGAAAUCCGUUCUUCGUUGUUCUGCAUAA
Molecule: messenger RNA, 1647 nt
Organism: Anastrepha ludens (Mexican fruit fly)
Lineage: Eukaryota; Metazoa; Arthropoda; Insecta; Diptera; Tephritidae
Exons: 2
Coding region: 23-1033 (336 amino acids)
Biological process (GO): DNA integration
Molecular function (GO): nucleic acid binding
Source: RefSeq, a predicted model, not a curated record